CGUUGCUCGGGAUGCGGGCAGGUUCCGCCGCCGCCGCCGCCUCAGCCUCAGCCUCCGCCUCCGCUGCCUCAGCCUCGCCUGCCAUCGGGGUUUGUAUGAAAACACCGGGCGGCGGGCGGCGAGGAGUCCGCCGUUCUUCCAGAGAGCAGCCGCUGGCGCUGCCGACGCCGAGCCGGGUGCUGCGGCUCUGCUCAGUCCUUGCCAGCGCCCCGUCCUGAGCCGAUUAUCUGCAAUGUUGAAAUGAAGUAACUCAAGAUGAGCAAGUUAAAAGUGAUAUCAGAGAAAAGUCUUACCAAUAAUUCUCGGGUCGUGGGACUCCUGGCUCAGCUGGAGAAGAUCAAUACUGAAUCUUCAGAAUCAGAUACUGCCAGAUAUGUCACAUCAAAAAUUCUUCAUCUGGCUCAAAGUCAAGAAAAGACAAGGAGAGAAAUGACAGCCAAAGGUUCUACAGGAAUGGAAGUUCUGCUGUCAACCCUAGAGAACACGAAAGAUCUUCAAACUACACUUAAUAUCUUAAGCAUUCUUGUUGAGCUGGUGUCAGCUGGUGGAGGCCGAAGAGCAAGUUUCUUGGUCACCAAAGGUGGUUCACAAAUAUUGUUGCAGUUACUCGUGAAUGCGAGCAAGGAAUCUCCCCCAAAUGAGGAGUUGAUGGUGCAGAUUCAUUCUAUUCUCGCAAAGAUUGGACCUAAAGACAAAAAAUUUGGAGUGAAAGCUAGAAUUAAUGGAGCUCUUACUAUAACCCUGAAUUUGGUCAAACAGAAUUUGCAGAAUCAUCGCUUGGUUUUGCCUUGUCUUCAGCUUUUACGAGUAUAUUCUGCUAACUCUGUGAAUUCAGUAUCCUUAGGGAAAAAUGGAGUUGUGGAGCUGCUGUUUAAAAUCAUUGGACCAUUUAGUAAGAAGAAUUCGGGUCUCAUGAAGGUUGCUUUAGACACUCUUGCUGCAUUGCUAAAAUCAAAAACAAACGCCAGAAGAGCUGUAGACAGAGGAUAUGUCCAGGUCCUUUUAACAAUUUAUGUAGAUUGGCACCGCCAUGAUAACCGGCAUAGAAACAUGCUCAUUCGGAAAGGAAUUUUACAGAGUUUAAAAAGUGUUACAAACAUCAAGUUGGGAAGGAAAGCAUUUAUAGAUGCCAAUGGCAUGAAAAUUCUGUAUAACACUUCACAAGAAUGUUUGGCAGUCAGGACCCUUGAUCCCCUUGUCAACACCUCUAGUCUGAUAAUGAGGAAGUGUUUUCCUAAAAAUCGCCUGCCACUCCCAACGAUUAAAAGUUCUUUCCAUUUCCAGCUGCCAGUUAUUCCUGUGACUGGGCCUGUGGCCCAGCUCUACAGUUUACCGCCAGAAGUGGAUGACGUAGUAGAUGAAAGUGACGACAAUGAUGAUAUUGACUUAGAAGCUGAAAAUGAAACUGAAAAUGAAGAUGACGUAGAUCAGAAUUUUAAGAAUGAUGAUAUUGAAACGGAUAUUAACAAACUAAAACCCCAGCAGGAACCCGGACGAACGAUAGAAGAACUUAAAAUGUAUGAACACCUUUUCCCUGAGCUUGUUGAUGAUUUUCAGGACUAUGAUUUAAUCUCCAAAGAACCAAAGCCUUUCGUAUUUGAGGGAAAAGUACGUGGUCCUAUUGUUGUUCCUACUGCGGGAGAGGAAGCAUCUGGGAAUCCAGGCAACUUAAAAAAAGGAGUUGUCAGGAAUGCAAAUGUGUCUCCUAAAGGAGAGGAAGGUGAUAAGAAACCUACCUGUAUGGAUGUGGCAAAAGAAGAUAUUAAGAAUAAUGACAGAACAUCACAACAGCAGCUAGGUGAUCAAAACAGAACUAUUACAUCCACUCAGGGCGUAAACAAUGAUAUUGUGAAGGCCUUGGACCGAAUUACGUUGCAGAAUAUCCCUUCCCAGACAGCCCCAGGUUUUACUGCAGGAGCCAAGAAGGACUACAACCUCCCUCUUACCGUCCUCACGUGCACUAAAGCUUGUCCACACAUGGCCGCUUGUGGAAAUGUUCUUUUUGAGGGAAGAACAGUUCAGCUAGGGAAACUGUGUUGUACUGGAGUUGAAACUGAGGAUGAUGAAGAUACAGAGUCUGUUUCAUCAGUGGAGCAAGCGUCAGUGGAAGUCUCUGAUGGACCCACACUCCACGACUCAGAUCUCUAUAUUGAGAUUGUGAAAAAUACAAAGUCUGUCCCAGAAUAUUCAGAAGUGGCUUAUCCUGAUUAUUUUGGUCACAUUCCACCUCCAUUCAAAGAGCCUAUUUUAGAAAGACCAUAUGGUGUACAAAGGACAAAAAUUGCUCAAGAUAUUGAGAGGUUAAUACAUCAGAGUGAUAUCAUAGAUCGAGUGGUGUAUGACUUAGAUAACCCCAAUUACACUAUACCAGAAGAAGGAGAUAUAUUGAAGUUUAACUCCAAAUUUGAAUCUGGGAAUCUGCGCAAAGUAAUUCAGAUUAGAAAAAAUGAAUAUGAUCUUAUUUUGAACUCAGAUAUAAAUAGCAAUCAUUAUCACCAGUGGUUUUACUUUGAAGUCAGUGGAAUGCGACCGGGUGUUGCUUACAGGUUUAACAUCAUUAACUGUGAAAAAUCCAACAGUCAAUUUAAUUAUGGUAUGCAACCACUCAUGUAUUCGGUUCAGGAAGCAUUAAACGCAAGACCGUGGUGGAUUCGUGUGGGAACGGACAUUUGUUAUUAUAAAAAUCACUUCUCAAGAAGUUCAGUUGCUGCAGGUGGGCAAAAGGGAAAAUCCUACUAUACAAUUACGUUUACUGUCAAUUUUCCACAUAAAGAUGAUGUUUGCUACUUUGCUUAUCACUAUCCAUACACAUAUUCGACUUUACAGAUGCAUCUUCAAAAAUUGGAAUCAGCACACAAUCCUCAGCAAAUCUAUUUUCGAAAAGAUGUGUUAUGUGAAACCCUGUCUGGAAACACCUGUCCCUUGGUGACUAUAACAGCAAUGCCAGAGUCUAAUUAUUAUGAACAUAUCUGUCAAUUCAGAAACCGCCCUUAUGUUUUUUUAUCUGCUCGGGUACAUCCUGGAGAAACUAAUGCAAGUUGGGUAAUGAAGGGAACACUGGAGUACCUCAUGAGUAAUAACCCUACUGCCCAGAGCCUACGAGAAUCCUAUAUUUUUAAAAUUGUCCCUAUGCUAAAUCCAGAUGGCGUCAUCAAUGGAAAUCAUCGCUGUUCUUUAAGUGGAGAGGAUCUGAAUAGACAGUGGCAAAGUCCAAAUCCAGAUUUACAUCCUACAAUUUAUCAUGCUAAGGGGCUGCUACAAUACCUGGCUGCUGUGAAGCAUUUGCCACUGGUUUAUUGUGAUUAUCAUGGCCAUUCCCGAAAGAAGAAUGUAUUUAUGUAUGGCUGCAGCAUCAAAGAGACUGUAUGGCAUACCAGUGAUAAUGCAGCUUCCUGCGACGUUGUGGAAGAUGGAGGAUACAGGACUUUGCCUAAGAUACUGAGCCAUAUUGCCCCAGCAUUUUGCAUGAGCAGCUGUAGCUUUGUAGUAGAAAAAUCUAAAGAAUCUACAGCACGUGUUGUAGUUUGGAGGGAGAUCGGGGUACAAAGAAGCUAUACCAUGGAAAGUACUUUGUGUGGCUGUGAUCAGGGAAAAUAUAAGGGUUUACAGAUUGGUACUCGAGAAUUGGAAGAGAUGGGAGCAAAAUUUUGUGUUGGUCUGUUGCGUUUGAAAAGACUGACGUCCCCAUUGGAAUAUAAUCUGCCUUCCAGCCUGCUUGACUUUGAAAAUGACUUGAUUGAAUCGAACUGCAAAGUAACUAGGAAACGUGGCAGCUCUGAACUCCAAUUUUUGCCUCCAAUCCUUUGAAAUUGCUGAAAGCUCUGAUGACUUCUCUGCCUCUUAGCAGCUGCCCUUGCCUUGCCUUGGGUUCUUCUGGACUUUGCCCCAUGCACCUUUUCUCUUGAUUUUUCUUUGUAUCCUUUCACUGUAAUAUCCGUCACAGCUGUUAAUGCAGCUGUGUGCGGAAUCCUGUAUGUCUGGCUAGCACAUCACUAGACCAGGGAUGGCCUUGGGACCCAAACACGCAUGCCCAUUUUGAAUUUCUGUUAAGUUUGAUUAUUAUCUCCGAGAUUUUUCUGUUCUAUUGAGAGCCAUCAGAGACAGAUGGUAUUGUUACCCCUUUUCAUAUGUGUAAACUGAGGCUCAGAGAUGAAUUGACCCACGGUCAUCUGUCUGGUAAUUCUCAACGAAACCAGGAAUUGUGCCCAGAUUGAUUGGACUCCAGAAUUCCCCUGUGCUUUCAUUGUAUCUUGUAUCUUCCAAGUGACUAAGCAAAAUUACUAAAAGGGAAUGGUUUCAGCUUUUGAGGGUGUCCUGUAUUAUUGAGAAAACAACUAUUUAACCUUUUCGCUUUGUAUAAGGAAUGUUUUUAGAUCAAUAGUAAUAUAAAGUCAGUUGGAGUUUAGUGACUGUUUUUUGAAGGCAGCUUGGUUAUAUUUGUGGUCCAAAAAAUAUCAGUAAAUUAACAACUUUCUUUCCUUCCCCUCCACCAUAGAUGAUCCUGUUAGAAAUUCUGUACUCUAAUUGUGUGUUGAGUAUAUAUACCUGUGUAGGAAUGUGCAAAUACUUGUGUAUAUACACUGUGGACAUUUAAGACUGACAAAAUUGUUAACUUGUAUUUUCUAUGGAUAAUUUUGUUUGCUUUGAUAUUUAGUAGAUAAAACAUCUCUUAUGAGCUGGGAAUCAAAUUAUAUAAAUAAAACAUUCUCUGAUAUUUAGGCAGAUAGAGCCUUUACUUUCACAUGAGACCUGAUAAUUCGAUACAGGAAAGACAUAAUCAGCAAGUCACAAAUUGCUGCUAAUUUGGGCAAUGGAGUAUAUUUCUGUUUGUGUAUCAGUUUCAGAAUUUUUCCCCUAGGAUAUCUUUAUUGUGCUGUCUGAAAACAGGUAGGUUAGUUUCAAAAUUGUAGAAGAGUAGGAGGUUAAGGGAGGAUUCGAAGUUACAAAAGUAAGGCAGUAUUUUUAGUCCUUUUGGUGUGGUGCCAGCCCAUUACCUGGGCCCUUUAGGAACUGAUUAGCUUUUUUCUGUAACAAGGUAGGUUUUAUUAAUUUUAUAAUAGCAUUUUAUAUUUGUACAGUUUAAGAAUUUACAGAUGCUUUCACACUUACUACCUAAUUGGAGUCAAACAACUUGUGAGGUAGUGGGGCUGACAGUUAUCUCUGCUUUUAUUCUGGAGAAAAGCCAGUGCUUGGAGAGAGUAUGUGACUUGUUCAGGGUCAUGCAGCUGGCUAGUGGGAGAAGAGAGGCACAGGCCCAGAAUUUCUGACUCCAGGUCCAGUGUUUUGCUUCUUUCAUGCUUUUGUAUAUAGGUAACAGAGCUGAAGAUCUGCGUCCAGGUAUCUCAGAUGUCCAGUCAGCUCUCCUGCAAGUAGCUGGCCAUACAUCAGGGGAUUUGGUGAAUUUAUUAGGUUCAAUAUUGCAUAUGCUUACUAGUUAAUAUAGUGAUAGGCAGAAUACUUUCAGAAUCUGAAUGAAGCACAAUUUUUCAUCUUUGGAAAUUAGUUGGAAUUUUAAACCUUUUCUACAUCGUAGUGACACCAUACAGCAGGGAAUUUCAACAAAUUCAUCCUGUGAGAAAGCCAUUUGGGUGAAGGUUUUGAUUUUUUUUUUUUUUCCUGAAGCACCAUGAGAAGGAUUUGGUUUUGGACUAAAAUGCUAUUCUCUUUUAGAAUGAAAUGUUUCUUAUUGAUUAAAAUCCAGAAAAGAAGGAUGUUAGGGCAACGAUACAGAGGCCAGCUGUUGGAGAAUGAAGCAGAACAGGGAAACAGGAGUAAGCUUACAUGAAGAAAAGUAGAGGGACAAAGAAGUUGUGAUGGGAAAAAGGUAAUAGUGAUAGGAAAUAAUUGAGUGCUGAUUAGAGUUUCUUUUUGUGAUCAGAAUUUUGUGAUUGAAUUCCUUUCUACUGAUGUCAAGGGAUUAUUUUAUAACUCUAGGGCAGAUUAUCUUAAGGUCUUUCUUUUCCCUGCAGGUUAUUGUGAGAUAUAAUGUAUAUGAAGGCUCUUCCUAAGUUGUACAUUGUUCAAAACAUGUUGGAAUUACUAAUAAAAGCAAAGCUGAA
Mustela lutreola (European mink) is the source of this 6059-nucleotide messenger RNA. It is a transcript of the gene AGTPBP1, whose product is annotated as ATP/GTP binding carboxypeptidase 1. The transcript has 26 exons. The record is from RefSeq and is a predicted model, not a curated record. Lineage: Eukaryota; Metazoa; Chordata; Mammalia; Carnivora; Mustelidae. Gene Ontology annotation, biological process: protein side chain deglutamylation; C-terminal protein deglutamylation; proteolysis. The coding region runs from base 256 to 3807 and encodes 1183 amino acids. Gene Ontology annotation, molecular function: zinc ion binding; metallocarboxypeptidase activity.